Caenorhabditis angaria is the source of this 9283-nucleotide messenger RNA. The record is from the annotation of a GenBank genome assembly. NCBI's taxonomy places the organism in Eukaryota, Metazoa, Nematoda, Chromadorea, Rhabditida, Rhabditidae.
AUGGAUAUGAAGUACGAUCACAGAAGAAAUUCGGAGCAUGGUGAAUAUACGGAGCCAAGUGAAUUUGCCAAGGAUUUCAAAUUGGUAAGGGAAUUUUUAAGCUAAAAAUUGUGAAAAAAUGAGCUGGAAAUUGUGAUUUUCAGCUCAAAAUUGUCUGAAAAUCAUGAAAAUUCGAUAAUUUUGUGAAAAUCCAAAAAUAGUGAAAAAUGAGCAAUUUUGAGCUGAGAAAACGUGAUUUUCAGCCGUAAAUUGUGAAAAAAUCACGAUAAUUUUAACCCAAAAAAUCAAUAUGUUCCAGAUGCUUGACAAUUGUAUGCUGUAUAAUCCAGUCGGAGAUCCGAUUCAUAAUUUGGGAAAACAAUUUAUGGAGAUUUUUUGAGAAAGAGGGUGAGUUUUGCAGCUACAGUACUCCUAUGUUUUUUAGCGCGCGAAAUUCAAAAUUUGAAAAUGUAAUUUUGAUGCGGAAAUUCAGCUACAGUACUCCUAUGUUUUUUGGCGCGAAAUUCCAAAAUUUGAAAUAUUAAUUUUGAUGUGGAAAUGCAGCUACAGUACUCGUUGAUUUUUUUGGCGCGAAAUUCAAAAUUUGAAAAUGUAAUUUUGAUGCGAAAAUUCAGCUACAGUACUCCUUGAAUUUUUAGCGUAAAAUUCAAAAUUUAAUUUUUUAGUACGAAAAUGCAGCUACAGUACUCCUAUGUUUUUUGGCGCGAAAUUGAAAAUUUGAAAAUUUAAUUUUUGUGCGAAAAUGGAGCUACAGUAGUCCUAUGUUUUUUUGGCGCGAAAUUCAAAAUUUGAAAAUUUGAAUUUUGAUGCGGAAAUUCAGCUACAGUACUCCUUGAAUUUUUAGCGCGAAAUUCAAAAAUUUGAAAAAGUAAAAAAAAAUUUCCAGUGCGGAAAGAUCUACCCACCGAAAAAGGACCAUCAACCUCUUCAAACAGCACAGUCUCUCACCAAUCCACCACAAUUCCCACCACCACCAUCCAUCACACCAACAUCAGCCACCAAACACACCAAAACUAGUUUGGCACCAUACCGCAAUUGUCAAACAAGAAGUUGGCAGCGCAACUCCGCCAAAUUUGACACCAUUGGAAGGAUCGAAAUCUCGAACUGAAGAUGGAAUGCGAUUGGAAAACGCGUUGGCUAUGGUGAGUUAGGGUGAUUUUGAUAUUGUUGGCGCCAAAAUUUGAAUUUGGCGCCAUUUUCUGUUGCAUGCGGGGAGGGGAAGAGGAAUUGAAAUUAUCGAAAAUCUCUGGAAAAAAAUUCAAAUUUUUACCUUUUCCCGCCCCUUUGUUCGGUAGAGCGCGCUUUCUCAUGACAAAAGAUCCAACAAAAAAAUUUGUGUUUUUCUUAUGUUUCACCUCUCUUCUCUUCUCUCUCUUGUUUUUCUACACUAUCUCGUUGUUGUUUUUUUUUUCGUGUGUGUCCCUUUAAAAUUUGCAUAUCUCUCUCUUGUGUACCUUUAAAUCUCAUCUCUCUACAGUACCCCCCUAUAUGUAAUUUUUUUGUUUUGUUGGAAUAAAUUCAUUUUUUUUUGGUUUUUUUGUCAUGAGAAGGAUACAGCGCGGGAAAUUUUUUUGAAUUUUUCAGGAAAAAAUUUCAAAUUUUUUUGAAUUUGGAGCGAAAAUUGAGAUUUUUUUCAAGUUCUAGACUCAAAAUAUUCAUGAAAAAUCUCGAAUUUUCAGCCAAAAACACCCGAAUUUAAUUCCCAGAUUCUGCGAACGUGAAGAUAGCCUAAAAACGAACUUACGACAAGUCGAAGAACUCAAAUCAAAAGUGAUGAGAUAUCGAAAUAGUUCUCGAGGUGAAAAAAUACCAGAAUCACUUUAUACACAAGUUCGAACAGUUUGUCAAACAACAUCGAAUUCGACACCAAUUUCCGGAGCCAAAAAUCCCAUGUGAACCGGUGUUUAGAAGCUACUGUAAGUUGAUUUUGAGAGGGGAAAGAAGCUGAAAAUUUGAAAAUUCUGACUGAAAAUUGAGGGAUUUACAGCGAUUUUUGACCCGAGAACCUUGAAAAUUCGAUUUUUUUUUUGAAAAAAAAGGCUCAAAUUUUUCCAGAUUUUUUCCCAAUAUUUAAAUUUCUUGGAUUUGGAGCCUAAUUUUUUUAAUUACAAAAAAUGGCGCGAAAAAUCAGAAAUUCGAAUUUAUUUAUUUGAUUUGGCGGCACAAUUAUAUUUUCAAAUAAUCAAAAUUAGCCGCUAAACUUUAGAAAUUUGAAUUUUCGAAAUUUUCUGACAUGUUUCAACUCAAAAAUUCCCAAAUUUCCCGAAUUUUUUUUGCAGAAUGGCCGUGAAAUCAAAAAAGAAGAGCCGAUUGGCUACGAUUUCGAUUCAGAUGCCGAAGAUUCUCGAGUUGGAUAUGAGCUAUGAUGAUAAACGACAAUUAAGUUUGCUAAUUAAUCGAUUGGCACCCGAACAUUUGGCAACAAUUGUUCAGAUUAUUGAGAGAAGGGGAACAUAAUGUGAGUUUUUUUUUGGGAUUUGGGCCGGAAAAUCACGAAAUUUCAUGGAAAAUGAGCUAGAAUUGGUGGAUUUUGAGCCGGAAAAUUGAAUUUUUCUGGAGAAAAUUCGAUUUUUACACGAGAGAAAAUUGAAAAAUAACCUGAAUUUUAUCCCAAUAUUCACCCAGGAACCUUUCCAGCUCAAAAAAUCUACAAAAAUUCUGAAAUUUUUGAUAUAUAAAAGUUUGAGAAAUUCAAAAAACGGCCUUGGGACUUAAAAAUAUCCGAAUUGGAGCAAAUUUUGAGCAAUUUCUAACCUAAAAAUCCCUGAAAAAUGAGUCUCGGAGCGAAAAUUUUCGAAUUUUAGAGCUUUUUAGGCUGAAAAAUCAUGAAAAUUUGAACGCGGAUCGCGCGAAAAUUCUGAAAAUCUUCCUGAAAAUCAAAAAAAAAAACUGAAAUUCAAAAGAAAAUUCUGAAAAUUUACAAUCUCUUCUUCAAAAAAUUCACCCAAAAAUGUUUCCAACUACAAAAAAAUCAAUAAAAAGCUGGAAUUUUUUUAAAUAAUGUUUUGAUUUUUUUAUACAAAAGUCCGGGAAAUUCAAAUUCCCGAAAAUCUCUGAAAAAAUGAAUAAAAACUUCGAAAUUUGAGAAAAUUCUGAAGCAUUUCCUAACCCAAAAAUCUCUGGAAAAAUGUGUCUCGGAGCGAAAAUUUCGAAUUUCAGGGCUUUCUAGGCUGAAAAUCAUGGAAAUUUUGAGUCCGGAUCGCGCAAAAAAAUUCUGAAAAUCAUCCUGAAAACUGAAAUUCAAGUAAAUUACUGAAUAAUAAGCAUAUAAAACUCUUCAAAAAAUCCCGAUUUUUCUCACAAAAAAAUCUUCUCUUUUAGCUCGCGAAUCGGAAAUCAAGAAGACAGUGAAAUCGAGAUUGAUUUUGAAGCCCUAGGACCAACAUGUUUUGAGAGAAAUGAACGCAGCUUCGCCAGAUAUAUUUUAGAAAUUACCGCCACCCCGGAAAACCAUCCACCACCAAUUAUUCCACGUCAUCUUCUUCUGCUCCCAUUUCAACACCAAUCACCACAAGUUCAGCUAACUCGAAUUCGACGUUGAAUUCGAAUUCGAAUUCAAAUUCAAAUUCCCUCCCGCCGAUUUUGCCACCACAACAAGUUACACCAAGUCUUCCACAAAUUUCUCCCCAAAUUCCUGCUGCAUCUUCAUCAUCCGCCAAUAAUCCACCACCAAUUUCUUCCCUGAAAACACCAGCAGCAGCGCCAAUUUUGGAAGAGAACACGGCGAAAUUGAUGAGAUCACCUGAAGAGAUUUUGGCGGCGAAAAAUGCGAAAAAAGAGAAGAGUGAGUUGGUUUUUUGAGAUGAGCAAUGCAUGAAAAUUGGCUGAAAAUUGUCUGGAAAUCGUUGAUUUUAAGCCUAGAAUUGCUAAAAACAUCAAAAUUUUGACCCAAAAUUCAAGAAAAAUGAUGAUUUUGAGCCAAAAUUGAUGAAAAAUUUGAUUUUUAGCCUGGAUUUGGCUUAAAAUUGAUAAAAAUCUGAUUUUUCUCACAAUUUUGAGCUUGAAAAAUGUCUGAAAAUAUUGAUUUCCAUACUGAAAUUGCUAAAAAAUAUCAAAAUUUUACCCAAAUUUCAAGGAAAAUAAUGAUUUUUGAGCCAAAAUUGAUGAAAAAUUUGAUUUUUUAGCCUGGAUUUGGCUUAAAAUUGAUAAAAAUCUGAUUUUUCUCACAAUUUUGAGCUUGAAAAAUGUCUGAAAAUAUUGAUUUCCAUACUGAAAUUGCUAAAAAAUAUCAAAAUUUUACCCAAAUUUCAAGGAAAAUAAUGAUUUUGAGCCAAAAUUGAUGAAAAAUUUGAUUUUUAGCCUGGAUUUGGCUUAAAAUUGAUAAAAUCUGAUUUUUCUCACAAUUUUGAGCUGGAAAAAUGUCUGAAAAUCGUUAAUUUUAGCCUGGAUUUGACUGAAAACCUAGGGAAUUUAACCUAAAAUUGACUAGAUUCUCUGAAUUUUCAACUGAAAUUGAUGAAAAUCUGAUUUUUCUCUACAAAUUUAAAAUUUUGAGCUGAAAAAUUGACUGAAAAUAUUGAUUCCCAGACUGAAAUUGUCAGAAAAAUGUUAAUUUUAUAAAAAAUCAUUAAAAAUUAGAUUUUUUCACAGUUUUGAGCCUAGAAUUCAGAAUUUUCAGGCUUUCUUUAAAAUUCCAGACAAUUUUUUUCUAGAAGUUUAAUGGCUAGAUAAUAAAAAUUCUGAAUUUUCUAUAAAUCUCCAGCUUUAAUAAUUUUUGUCCAAAACUAACCUGAUUUUUAUUUAACCCGCAUGUGCCUUUAAAUGUUAUGUGUGUUUUGUCCAUUCACAGCUUCUUCUUCUUCUUCUUCUCCUUCUUAUACACCACCGUCUUCAUAUAAUUAUUAUCAAAAUAAUUCAUCACGUGACUCUUCACCAUCAUUUUCGCCAUUUUCACCACCAAAAUCCAGCCGAAAUCGAAAAAACCGGCAAAAUUCGACGAAAACGACGGAAAUGAUCGAAAAAAUUGAAAAAGAAAUUGAUGAAUUGAACACUUGUAUCAUUAAAUCCACGUCUGGAAGAGCAUUUUUGAAUAACAGACCGUCGGUUUUGAGAAAACGAUUUUCGAAGAAGAAAAAAUAUGAGGAAAAAGAGGAAAAACCGAUUGUGAGAAGAGAGCAAUUGGAGGAAAGAGGUUUGAGAGGUUUUGGCGGGAAAAUUUGGGCUUGGCAGGGUUUUUGAGCUGAAAAACUGCUGAAAUUUGGACUCGGGAGGGGUUUUGGAGCAUUUUUAAGCUAGAAUUGAUGAAAUUUGAGCUCCAGAGCAAUUUUUGAGCAUUUUUAGGCGAAAAAUGAUGAAAAUUUGGGCGCUGGAGGAUUUUUGAGCUGAAAUUUGGGCUCCAGAGCAAUUUUGGAGCAUUUUUGAGCUAAAUUGAUGAAACUUUGGGCACUGGACGAUUUUUGAGCCGAAAUUUGGGCUCCGGAGCAAUUUCGGAACAUUUCAAACCUGAAAAUGAUGAAAUUUGAGCCCUUGAUCGAUUUUUGAGACGAAAAAUGGUCCCACCGCGAUUUUUAAUUCAAAAAUCAAGUUUUGGUGCCAAAUGUUGGGUCCUGACACGAAAAUUCGUGAUUUUCAUCAUUUUUUGAGCCUAGAAAGGUCCCAAGACGAUUUCUAGUAGCUUUGAAAUUUCCCGCCAAAUUUUGGGUCCUGACACGACAAAAUUUUCCCGCCAAAACAUUUAAAGGUUUGUUUGUUUUUUUCGCAUGUUCUCUUUCUUUUUGUGCAUGUUUUUGUUGUUGCUAAUGGGCCUAUGCAGAAUAAUAUUUUGUAAUAAAAAAACAUUAAAAAACAUUUUUUUCCUAUGCAGAAAAACGUCGAAAAAACAAAAUAAAGACAACGUGAAAUUGAGAGAGCGCAGACAUAAAAUGGGGUUUUUUGUAUGCACUCUCUCAAUUUCACGUUGUCUCUACUCAAAAUAAUAAACUGUAUAUUUUGUUUUUUCGACGUUUUUCUGCAUAGGAAAAAAAUGUUUUUUUAUUACAAAAUAUUAUUCUGCAUAGGCCCAUAACAAAAAUGUUGUCUGAAAAUUUCAGAUUUCGAAUUGUCUACUGAAAAUGCUCCUCAAAAAGUGCCCAUUUUUUCCAGAAAAAUCGCAAUUCAACAUAUCGGAAUCGUCGGAUUCGGAUCCAAGUAGAAAGCGGCGAAAAGUCAACAAAAAUGGACACAAAAAAGCGGGAAAAGAUGAGGGAAGCGAAUCGGGAAGUUCGUCGAGUUCAAGUGAUGAUGAUGAUUCGGAAGAUGAUUAUAAAGGUUGGUUCGAUUUUUUUUUGUUUUGGGCAGGAAAUUCGGGAGAUUUUGAGCCAAAAUUUGAGAAAUUUGAUGAAUUUUGAGCCAAAAUUUGAAAAAUUUGAUGAAUUUUGAUCUGAAAAUCUGAAAGUCUGGACAUUUCUGAGCUGAAAAUAAGCUUGAACAUAAUUUUUUUUAGUAAUUUGUUUAGAAAAGCGAAUCGGGAUGAAUAAUAUGACCUAGAAAACCAAAAUGAAAUUCUAGGCCACGCAAAAAUUUGCUUUUUUUCUGGUCAGGAUGGAAUCAUGACCUAGAAAAAGAAAUACUUGGUUUUCUAGGUCAUCAAACUCAAAAACUCAGCCACAGUUUCAAUUUUUCAUUUAAAAAUCAAAUUUUGUUCUGCUCUUGGUGGCCUAGAAUUUUAAAAAUUGGUUUUCUAGGUCACCACGUUCAAAAACUCGGCCAUGGGAUUGAAUUUUGACGAAAAGUAUCAAAAUUAAAUUAAAAAUAGGUUCCUAAGUAAAUUUUUGAUAAAAAAUUCAAGUUUGAAAUCAAAAAUGGUCUAGAAAAUCAAGAAAUUGGUUUUCUAGGCCACCAAAUUCUGAAACUCGGCCACAAUAUCGAACUUCGACGAAAAAACCAAAAUUCAGUUCAAAAAUUCAAAAAUUUGGUUUUCUAGGCCACAAAGUUCGAAAACUCGGCCAUAUGGUCAAUUUUUCACGUAAAAUCCCAAAAUUCAGUUCAAAAUUUUCAUUAAAAAAUCGCUCAUGUUAUAAAUUUCCCACCAAAACCAACCUGUUUUUUUUCAGAAAUGCAGCUGAAUCGAAAAGGCGGAAUGCCACCAUAUCAUCCAGUUUCGGCAACUCCAGGCUCCUCAUCUUCAACCACACCAAAUCCAGCACCACAACAACAACACCAAGUCCAUCACACCAAUCACCACAAUUUGCCGCCACGUUUGGGUGGAAUGGGUGGACAACCGCCAAUGGCACGUGUCCCGCCACCAUUGCCAAAUAAAUCGAGUAGUGGAGCAGGAGGAGGAGGAAAUUCACAACGUGAGCGAUUUUUUGGAUUUUGAGAUUGACAAAUUUUGAGAGCUAGGAACAUAUUUUUGAGCUUUUUCUGAACAUUUUGAGCUCAAUUUUGGGUUUUUCGUCAAAAUUCAAUCCCAUGGCCGAGUUUUUGAACUUGGUGGCCUAGAAAACCAAUUUCUCUUGAAUUUCUAGACCAUUUUUGAUUUCAAAAUUGAAUUUUUCAUCAAAAAUUGACUUAGGAACCUAUUUUUAACAUGAUUUUCGAGUUUUUCUGAUCAUUUUGAUUUAAUGUUGAAUUUUUCCGUCAAAAUUCAAUCCCAUGGCCGAGUUUUUGAACGUGGUGGCCUAGAAAACCAAUUUCUUGAAUUUCUAGACCAUUUUUAAUUUAAUUUUGAUAUUUUUCGUCAAAAUUCGAUCCCAUGGCCGAGUUUUUGAACGUGGUGGCCUAGAAAAUUAAUUUCUUGAGUUUUCGAGCUUUUUCUGAACAUUUUGAGCUAAAUUUUGAGUUUUUUCAUGAAAAAUUCGAUCCUGUGGCCUAGAAAACCAAUUUCUUGAAUUUCUAGGCCACCAAGUGCAGCAAAAAUUUGAAUUGUUCAUAAAAAUUUUUGCAUGGCCCUAGAAUUUCAUUUUGGUUUUCUAGGUCAUAUUAUUCAUCCCGGUUCUCUUUUCUUUUCUAGACAAAUUACUAAAAAAAAAAAUCAUAUUUACCAUAACUAACCAAAUUUUUAUUGAUUUUUAAUGUAUCAUAAAUUUAUUUUUUUUUCUCUGAAAAUUCAUUUUUUCUUCAAACUAAAUAAAAUCAGGAAAAUUUUCAGAUUUGAUGAAGAAAAAAUCGUCGACAGCGGCUUCUUCUUUCGAUCUCAACACAACCAUCGGCUUCAGCGAAUGCUUGUGAGUUUUUCUGUGCUGAAAAUCUGGAAUUUUGGGGAUUUUUUGGGCUAAAAUGAGCUGAAAAUCAAUAUUUUCAGCCAAAAAAUUGAAAUUUUGCAGCCAAAACUAUACUCGAUGAUUUGUUGCCCGAUUCUUCUUCUUCUGGUGGAGCACAAAAGAAAAAUGUGAGUUUUUCAGAUUUUUUUUGGCUGAAAAUAUUGAUUUUUUUUGCAGAAAGUUGAUGAAAAUGACGAGGAGAGAAUUGAACGAUUGAGAAGAGAAGUGGGUUGUUUUUUAUUUUGGCGCGAAAAAAAAAAUAAUUUCAAAAUUUUCAAAAAAAUUUGAAAAGUCGAAAUUUCGGCGCAAUUGUUCAAAUUUCACAAAUUUUUAGACAAAUUCUGAUUUUCACCGAAAAUAUUCUUCAAUACUGAAAAAUUCACAUUUUUAGCUCGAAAACUCACGAAUUUUUGAAUUUUUUCAAAAUUUUCUUUAAAAAUUGAGAUUUUUCACCCUAAAUUUCAAAUUUUUCAAAGAAAAUUCAUUUUAAACAUUUUUUCCGAAUGAAAAAUUCAUAAUUUUCUGAAAAUUUCAUUUCAAAAUUUUUUUUCACCUUAAAAAAUUACAAAAAUACGGAUUUUCACUCUAAAAUUCACCUAAAUUUCAAAUUUUUUCAAAGAAAAAUCAUUCAAAAACCUUUUUCUAAAUGAAAAAUUCAGAAUUUUCUGAAAAUUUCAUUUCAAAAUGUUUUUUACCUUAAAAAAUCACAAAAAAUUCGGAUUUUCACGCUAGAAUUCACCUAAUUUUCAAAUUUUUCAAAAGAAAAUUCAUUUAAAAUGUUUUUUUUCGAAUGAAAAAUUCAGAAUUUUCUGAAAAUUUCACUUCAAAAUAUUUUUUUACCUUAAAAAAUCACAAAAAUUCGGAUUUUUCACUCUAAAAUUCACCUAAAUUUCAAUUUUUUUCGAAGAAAAACUUUUUUUCGAAUAGAAAAAUUCAGAAUUUUCUGAAAAUUUCAUUUCAAAAUAUUUUUUUAAGCUAAAAUAUCACCUAAAUCUCGAAUUUUGCAGGCGAAACUUGCUCGUCAACGCGAAGACGAAAACUCGAUGGGAAUGUCAAAUCAGAUGGAAAUGAUGACAGCUUUUGAAUUCGAUAAUAUGUACUAA